AUGGCACAAUUUUACGAUGACCCUCUACUCAUCCCCGGUGACUCCAACCUCUGCGAGAACGCGAAAAGCGAGCUUUUCAGUACACACCCUCCCGUCCCCAAGGACCCGGGUUUUCCCCUCUCCAGCAGCUGCUCAGACGUAGACGACCCCGAUGACUCCUUCGACAUCCCAGACACCGAUCCCUCGGAAGGUAUUCCCGACCAAAUUCCGGCAAGUAUAAGGCCCAAACCCGGGCACCUCGGUGGUGUGCUGUGCCAAACCGCAAGCCCUACCUCGACGACACCGUCCAUAUCAUCAUCCAGCCCGGCCGAUUCUUCAACGGCAUCCGAGCAAAGCUCCCAUGAACCCCCUCCCUCGUCGACCACAGACAAGGCAUCCGAUCCAACUGUCGGCAGCGAUUCCUGUAAACAGGCAACUCCCGAGAUACGGCAUGCGUCCAGCCGUUUCGUCCACGACAAGCCCCUGGAGAAUUACUACCGGAUACUCCUCCGGCGCCGCGGGGUCCAGAUAACCUACCACGACCGCAAGACCGCCGUCUCGGGCGGCAGGCGUCCUGGCGCGGAAUGGCGCUGGUGCGGCUUCGACAAGUGCUCCAAGGAAGCAUGCCGGUACAUUGGCGGAGUGGUCGACGUUGAGAACCCUCCUGUGCUCCUCCUCGCGCCGGUCGACCUUGAAGCAGACUACCACCUGUUGAGGGAGCUCAUCUUCGCGUUCGAGGCGGCGGGACUGCACCACAGCGCCUUCGUCGCGUUCGCGACGUCACCGCCCGUGGUUCGGGCGAUGGCGGAGUACAUCUCCUCCGUCAUCGACGGCAAGGGGGUCCUGACGAAGUGCUUCUGGGUCGAGGGCGUGCUUGACGAGGCGGCCGAAAAAUUCAAGGGUGAGGGGUGGGCGCGGGGCCCCAAGGGCACCGACGAUGGCCCGCCUACUUCGCUUACUUCGCAGGGUUCAGCGGACCGUCAUGAUGAGCCUUCGUUCUACCAGCACGGCUCGGAGACGGACACGGCGCGGGACCUCAUGUUCCGGGAGAUGAUGCGCCUCGACGCCUGGCGCCGGAGGCAGGUCGCUGCCGAGGCGUACCCGUGGGACUGGGGCGCAUCUGGCGCGGCGGUGGCGGCCGCGGCGUACAAGAUCGUCAUCGGCGCCUACCGCGAGGCGUAUGGCCGCGGGUACGUGGUGCUCCGGGACGCCGACCAGAACGCGCAGGACCGGAUGUGGACGCUGUGGUGGGACCGGUUUCGGCCGUGGACGGAGUGUAAGGGCCCCUUCGUCGCCGAUCUCGAGGCCGCUGACAUGGGAGCUAGGCACGAGGCCGGACGCGGAGAUGAUGGUGAGGAGGAUGAGAAAGACGACGAACAGAAUCGGGCAACUGUCGCUCCGGAAGUCGACUUGUACGAGGGCGUUGGGCGGUAUAAGGCCUCCUGGUGGCCCAACCAGCCGAGAGCACCUGGGGUGGACUUGUCCCUGGAGCAUUGA
Colletotrichum higginsianum IMI 349063 is the source of this 1476-nucleotide messenger RNA. RefSeq lists its product as uncharacterized. The coding region runs from base 1 to 1476 and encodes 491 amino acids. NCBI's taxonomy places the organism in Eukaryota, Fungi, Ascomycota, Sordariomycetes, Glomerellales, Glomerellaceae. The record is from RefSeq and is a predicted model, not a curated record. The transcript has 2 exons.